Molecule: messenger RNA, 528 nt
Organism: Syzygium oleosum
Lineage: Eukaryota; Viridiplantae; Streptophyta; Magnoliopsida; Myrtales; Myrtaceae
Product: calcium-binding protein PBP1-like
Exons: 1
Coding region: 88-429 (113 amino acids)
Molecular function (GO): calcium ion binding
Source: RefSeq, a predicted model, not a curated record
UAACCAUCUUCCCAUCUCAAACCAAAUCACACCCGAGUGCACACACACGCAUCGGCUUUUUUUCCGAACGCAAUUAACGACAGAGAGAUGGCGGCGCGAGACGGGGCGGUGGCGUUCGAGGACUUCUUCCCGGUGAUGGUCGAGAGGCUGGGCGCGCGGGGGUUCAUGGAGGAGCUGAGCAAAGGGUUCCGCCUACUGAUGGACGAGGAGAAGCGGGUGAUCACACUGGAGAGCUUGAAGAGGAAGGCGUCCCUGCUGGGGUUGCAGGCCAUGACCGACGAGGACGCGAGGUCGAUGGUGCGGGAAGGCGAUCUCAACGGGGACGGGACCUUGGACGAGAAGGAGUUCUGCGUGCUCAUGUUCAGAUUGAGCCCCGGCUUGAUGAAGGGUUCCAAGGAGAUGUUGGAGGAAGCCAUUGAUUCUUCUUGACUUUUUCGCGAGCUCUCGCUUUCGAUUGCCUUGUUACUAUCGAUCUACCAUUUCAUACUUUGGAUAUAAUUUAGGGACGGUAUGUCCCGAUACUGCUUU